AUGGGUAUUACAGAACAAGAUCUAUUACCUCUCAAAAAAAUAAAAAUUCCUCCAGAAUAUGAAAAUGAUUCUUAAUUCUAUUAAGAAACAAUCAUGAAACAAUACGAAAAAAGAAGAUAAAGAUUAUUAAUUGAAUAUAAUGAUUUACUUAAUAAAAAAUCAGAAGAAACUUAAAUUCAUCCAAAAUCUUAACCACCAGAAGAAAAAUACGAAGACUCUACAACCUCAAGGAUAAAUGAUAAAUUAUUGAAAAUGAAGAAGUUUUAACAAGAUUAUAGAGAAUAAUAAUUAAUGUAAUAUUCAUAAAAAGAAUAAUUAAUUGAAACAAGAAGGAAACAAAUAAAUAGUGAAAGAGAAUUACGCGCAUAAUAAAAAGAAGUUUUAGAUACUUCUCGACUAGAAUAAGUUUAAAGAAAUAGAAAUAUGAUAGAAAAAUUUAUAACAGAUAAACACGUUAGAAGAAGAAUGAGUUAUGAUGCUAAACUACAAAAAUGGGAGCUUCAUAAAUAAGCUUAAUAUUUAAUACCUAGAAGUAGUAGAAUGGAUGAAACAUUGGCUCGUUAUUAAAGAUCUUAGGAGGAGAAAAAAUAGCAGGAUUUAUAAAGACUAAGAAGAUUAGAAGAAAGUUUAGAGAAAGCUUGCUCCAAAAAAACAUAAAAUAUUAUAGAAAUUAAAAGAAGAGGAUUAUUAGAAUAAUUAAAAAUUGAAGAAGCCUUAUUUAAUAGAUAAAGAUCUUAAAAUUCAAAAAAUAGCAAUAUAUUAGAAAAAGUACAAUAAAAAACUGUUUUUAUUAGACCAUCUAUGAGUGAAAUACCUAAAUAAAAACCUUUUCCAUAACCAAAAUUUUUAUGUUCUAAAUAACAAAAGAAGCUGAAUUCAUAAACAAUCUCACAUUUUUCAUAAGAAAUAAUAUCUCUUGUAGAUUCAAUUAACAUUCAUGAUAUUGAAGAGAAAUUAUUACAAGUAUUUGCUACAUAGGAUAAGACAUAAAGAGAAUUAUUUGCUAAAACUAAUUAUUUAUUUUUAUAUCACUGA
Molecule: messenger RNA, 1035 nt
Organism: Paramecium pentaurelia
Lineage: Eukaryota; Ciliophora; Oligohymenophorea; Peniculida; Parameciidae
Source: the annotation of a GenBank genome assembly